This is a messenger RNA of Osmia lignaria (orchard mason bee), 22338 nucleotides long. The record is from RefSeq and is a predicted model, not a curated record. Lineage: Eukaryota; Metazoa; Arthropoda; Insecta; Hymenoptera; Megachilidae.
UCGAAGUUAUAAAACGGAUCAAAGCCGUGCGGAGUUUCAAGGAGGGUGGUCGCGUUACGCUCGGAACUUUCUCAGACGAUAUCCUUUUGAGUAACAGAAAGAUAUAUAAUACAUGGUUCGGUUCGCGUAACAGCAGACGUAUAAAAAAUGACGGAACGUCGUGUGAUUUGACAGUGAAGAAACAUUUAAUGAGAAAAAGUGCCUCGGUAUCUUGUGAUAUCCGGAUUCUGGCCAACGGACCGACAUUGGUAAUCAGUGAACGGAAGGAAGGCUUGAGGCGCGGAACGCGAAAGGGAGAGGCGACAAGGGUGGAAACCGGCGGCGGAGGGUGAGGCCGAAGUGAUGACGGGUGAGGAAGGAAAGUGCGGGGGUGGUACUGGCGGGGGUGCCGGUGUGGGAAACACGAAUGCGAACACAAACGUUACCGAUAACAUGAACAAUGUUAACGCGAAUGUACACGCGAACGUUAAUGCCAACAUAAAUGUCAGCCAACAAAAUGGAGGGCCGGAAAAAGCGCCUGUCGUCGGCGGUACCAACGUGGAAACGUUACCCCGCGCUGGAAAACAGAGUGACCCCAGCACGGCAUUUCUUCGAGCAGCUCGAGCAGGGCAGCUGGAAAAGGUUUUGGAAUAUUUGGAAUCGGGAGUGGACAUUAAUGCUUCAAAUGCUAAUGGCUUAAAUGCUUUACACUUGGCGGCCAAAGAUGGACAUUUGGAAAUCGUCAGAGAACUUCUUAACCGUGGCGCAGUGGUCGAUGCUGCUACCAAAAAGGGAAACACAGCGUUGCAUAUCGCUUCUCUUGCUGGACAGGAGGAGGUGGUACAAUUGCUGGUACAACGAGGUGCUUCUGUGAAUGCACAGUCACAAAAUGGGUUCACGCCACUCUACAUGGCUGCUCAGGAAAAUCAUGAUUCCGUAGUCAAAUAUCUUUUGAGUAAAGGUGCCAAUCAGACAUUGGCCACUGAGGAUGGCUUCACCCCGUUAGCAGUAGCGAUGCAACAGGGUCAUGACAAGGUGGUGGCAGUUCUAUUGGAAAAUGACACUCGUGGUAAAGUUCGACUACCUGCCCUCCACAUUGCUGCCAAGAAAGACGAUUGCAAGGCUGCUGCCCUACUUCUGCAAAACGAUCAUAAUCCCGAUGUAACAUCGAAAAGUGGUUUCACACCGCUUCACAUAGCUGCACACUAUGGAAACGAUCGAAUUGCUUCCUUGCUGUAUGAUAGAGGGGCUGAUGUUAAUUUCGCGGCAAAGCACAAUAUCACACCAAUGCACGUAGCAGCAAAAUGGGGAAAAAUUAAGAUGGUGAAUCUUUUAAUGAGCAAGGGAGCUAAUAUCGAAGCGAAAACGAGAGACGGUCUUACACCCCUUCAUUGUGCGGCACGAUCAGGUCAUCACGAGGUCGUUGACAUUUUAAUAGAGAAAGGUGCACCGAUCGGUUCCAAAACGAAGAACGGUCUUGCACCGUUGCACAUGGCUUCUCAAGGAGAUCACGUUGACGCAGCGAGGAUAUUAUUGUAUCAUCGUGCACCGGUGGACGAGGUGACGGUUGAUUACCUGACAGCUCUCCACGUGGCAGCUCAUUGCGGGCAUGUGCGAGUUGCUAAGCUUCUACUCGAUAGAAAUGCCGAUCCAAACGCACGAGCUCUAAACGGCUUUACUCCACUUCACAUUGCCUGCAAGAAGAAUCGACUGAAGGUCGUUGAGCUCCUUUUAAAGCACAAAGCUAGCAUUGAAGCUACCACAGAGUCUGGAUUGACGCCUCUACAUGUAGCAAGCUUCAUGGGAUGCAUGAACAUAGUGAUUUAUUUACUGCAACACGCAGCUAGUCCCGAUGUACGAACUGUAAGAGGCGAAACGCCUUUGCAUUUAGCUGCCAGAGCGAAUCAGACUGAUAUUAUCAGGAUACUUCUUAGAAACGGUGCCCAAGUUGAUGCCACAGCAAGGGAGGAGCAAACACCGCUCCACGUAGCUUCCCGAUUGGGUAAUGUUGAUAUUGUAAUGUUGUUACUUCAACACGGUGCCGACGUAGAUGCCACGACGAAAGAUUUGUACACUCCACUUCAUAUCGCCGCUAAAGAAGGUCAAGAAGAGGUUGCAUCCGUUUUAUUAGAAAACAGCGCAUCGCUUACCGCAACGACCAAGAAAGGAUUUACACCUUUGCAUUUGGCAGCUAAAUACGGUAAUAUGAAUGUAGCAAGAUUAUUAUUGCAGAAGAAUGCGCCAGUCGAUGCUCAAGGAAAGAAUGGAGUUACUCCACUCCAUGUAGCAUCUCACUAUGACCAUCAGAAUGUAGCAUUGCUUUUACUUGAUAAGGGUGCAUCACCUCAUGCUAUGGCCAAAAAUGGUCACACACCAUUGCAUAUUGCUGCACGUAAGAAUCAGAUGGACAUUGCAACUACUUUGUUGGAAUAUGGGGCAAAAGCAAAUGCGGAAUCAAAAGCUGGAUUUACGCCGCUUCAUUUGAGUGCACAAGAAGGCCACACCGAUAUGUCAACGCUUCUUAUUGAGCACAAAGCAGAUACAAAUCAUAAAGCAAAGAAUGGUCUCACGCCGCUACAUUUGUGCGCACAAGAAGAUAAAGUUAACGUUGCCUCCAUUCUCGUGAAAAAUGGUGCUCAUAUUGAUGCUAAAACAAAGGCCGGUUAUACUCCAUUACAUGUGGCAGCUCAUUUUGGUCAAGCAGCUAUGGUACGAUUCCUCCUACGAUCUGGCGCAGCUGUCGAUAGUAGUACCAAUGCUGGAUAUACUCCAUUACAUCAAGCUGCACAACAGGGUCAUACAUUAGUGAUCAAUUUGUUGUUGGAGGGUAAAGCAAAACCAAACACUACCACCAAUAACGGUCAGACUGCAUUGGAUAUUGCACAAAAACUCGGUUACAUUAGCGUUAUCGAAACUUUGAAAGUAGUUACAGAAACAGUCAUCACAACCACUCAUACCGUUACUAUAGAAGAGAAAUACAGAGUUCAAGCACCAGAGUCAAUGCAAGAGACGUUUAUGAGCGAUAGCGAAGACGAAGGGGGUGGUGAUGAAAUCGGCAUGGCAGCCAUGAAUGUGUACGGGCAGCCUCCACACGCGCAACACGUGUACCUUCCUUCUUACUACCAGGGCCAAAUGACCUAUACCCGUGAAGAUCCGAUGCUUAGCGACCAACAGCAAUAUCGAUACAUGACUGUUGACGAUAUGAAAUCGAUGGGGGAUGAUUCGAUGCGUGUCAACGUGACAGACGACGAGAGAGACAAUCGACAUUCCGGAGCACCAACCAUAACCGAGAUGAUCACAAAAGAAAAUUAUCAACGUACAAAUGCUGCCAAUCUCAAACCAGAUAAUGUUGAUAUUAAUAGGCACCCUGUACAUGUCGGAUUUUGUUCGGAGAUCAGACCGUCCCUAGAGUCCUUAAACACAUCGCUGGCAGCUCUUGGUACCAUGUCGAAAGGACAAGGAAUGUGGAGGGACAGCUUCCUGGUUUCCUUUCUGGUGGAUGCACGAGGUGGUGCAAUGCGUGGCUGCAGACACAGCGGUGUUCGUGUAAUCGUUCCUCCUAGGAAAGCCGCGAUGCCGAUGCGUGUUACGUGCAGAUAUUUAAGGAGGGAUAAAUUGACAAAUCCACCCCCUUUGAUGGAAGGCGAAGCUCUGGCCAGCCGUAUUCUCGAACUUGGACCUGUGGGUGCUAAAUUCUUGGGCCCUGUCAUCAUAGAAGUACCACACUUUGCUUCACUGCGAGGAAAAGAACGAGAGAUAGUUAUACUUCGAUCGGAUAAUGGAGAAACUUGGCGCGAACACACCCUGGAAGCCAGCGAGGAGGCUGUCCAGGAUGUGCUUAACGAGAGCUUUGAAGGAGAAGAAUUAAGCCAGCUCGAGGAUCUCCAAACUUCUCGGAUCGUAAGGAUACUCACUGCAGACUUCCCACAUUAUUUCGCGGUAGUGUCUCGUAUUAGACAAGAGGUCCAUGCAGUUGGUCCAGAGGGUGGCACAGUCUCUUCAUCUGCUGUUCCACAAGUCCAGGCUGUCUUUCCACCAGCAGCUCUUACUAAAAAGAUCAGAGUUGGUCUGCAGGCACAUCCAAUACCGGCGGAUCUCGUAGCCAAACUGCUUGGUAACCGAGUUGCAGUGUCACCAAUUGUAACAGUUGAACCAAGGCGAAGAAAGUUCCAUAAGCCAAUAACUUUAACCAUACCUGUGCCGCAAGCAGCCAACAAAGGAAUGAUCAAUCAAUAUUCAGGAGAUGCACCAACGUUGAGACUCCUGUGCAGCAUAACUGGGGGUCAGUCUCGGGCAGUCUGGGAGGAUGUCACAGGUUCAACGCCGCUGACGUUCGUUAAGGAUUGCGUCUCCUUCACCACCACUGUGUCGGCUCGCUUUUGGUUGAUGGAUUGCCGGAAUAUCUCCGAGGCCACGAAAAUGGCAACAGAAUUGUACACACACGCGACACAUGUACCCUUCAUGGCUAAGUUCGUAGUAUUUGCAAAACGAAUAGAUCCUCUGGAAGCAAGGCUACGCGUCUUCUGUAUGACCGACGACAAGGAGGAUAAGACUUUAGAAAACCAGGAACACUUCACGGAAGUUGCGAAAAGUCGAGAUGUCGAGGUCCUGGAAGGCAAGACACAGUACAUGGAAUUUUCGGGUAACCUAGUGCCAGUAUUGAAGAGCGGCGAACAAUUACAAUUACCGUUCAGAGCUUUCAAAGAGAAUAGAGUUCCAUUCACGGCGAGGAUAAAGGAUCCCGAUGCGGCCGACACUAUGGGUCGCAUUAUGUUCAUGAGCGAGCCGAAGGUUCCCAAAGGCGAACUACCGCAGACACCUAUAUGCACGUUGCAUAUUUUGUUGCCAGAAAAGAUAUCUCCGGAAGCUGCGGCUUCUGAGGUGGAUUUGCUCGAACUUUCAAAGAAUUACAGCUUCUUACGUGACGGUGGCAUAAGUCGUCCGGAUGCAAUUCAUAGAGCGACUAUACGGUUGACUGAUAUCGCGAAUUUGUUGGACAAAGACUGGGAGAAACUCGCGGAAGAAUUAAAUAUCCCACCGAACGAAGUAUCCACGAUUAAACAAGAAUAUUCUAAUAAACCAGCUCAGCAAGCUGCAGCCAUGCUUAAGAUAUGGCAGAGCAAUGGAAACAAAGCUACAGGGAAUACUUUGGAGAAGGCGUUGAAUAAAAUUGGUCGGGAGGACAUUGUAAAGAAAUGCAUAUUUAACGUGGAACUGGUAACGGAUGAUGUAGAAAAAGCAGUAGCCAGAGUUCGAUUAGAUCAACCAGGAUUUGAUUCAUUGAAAGAAGAAUUAGGUCCUUCAAGGGAUACUUCUCUUCGCCGUGACGCGACGAUGGAUCCGAAAAUGGAUCCUGAUUAUGACGAAUUUAAUAAAACUAAGGAAUCUGGAUCAAUCGAGGACCUCAAUAUUAGUGGCUCUAAGCGAGAUACACCGAAACAGCAUGUCACAAUCACAAACGGCACUGUAUUCAACGGAACCUCGACCCCCAUCAAAGAUAAAUACGCAAGCGACGAGAAAGAGCUAGGGGAUGUAAUGGCCGAUUUUCUCGAGCACAAAUGUCACGUAUCCGAUACGAUGAGCAAAAAGUCACGCGACGAAAUAGACGACGAGGACAAGAAACGACAGAGGGUGAUCGCAGAUGCCAACAGAAUAGUUUCCGGUGUAAUAGCAGACGCUGAGAAAGAGAAGGGGAAGUUAGCGAAGGAGGGGUGGUCGGUGGUUUAUGAUGAUGAUGAUGCGCGGGGCAAUAAAGAGGCAGGAGGUGCUGUGAUUCAGAGUUUUGUUAGGGAACAAUUCAGUGACAAAGAACAGAAAGAUAAGGGCGGAAAGUUGGAUGAAAGGUAUAAUGAUAAAGCACCGGUCGUUGAACCGAUGAUGGUUAAACAACGCUACGUUCGCGAUGGGAAGGGCGAUUCGAACGUUACAGUAAUUAAAACUAAAACUAUAGUCACGAUGAGUGAUGACAAAGGAGGUCAGCCACCUGUGAUCACUCAGACUAUCAUAACGAAAGAGAUAGACGGUACGGUACCUAAAGAAAUAGUGACAGUUUCAAAUGGCAAACAAAUUCUUACAAGUAAGAAAGAAAUGUUGUCUAAAGAAGGUAAGGAGAUCGAUGAAAAGACAACAGAUGCCAAGAAAGAAGGAACCGUCGUUAAAAUUAACAUUCCAGAAGAAGCUAAACCUGUCACUGAUAAACAGGUGUCCGCUUACGAAAGCGUCUACACUAUUCAGUAUCCUUCUGGACAACCCGAUGAGAAACAGGAGGACGAAUCGAAGAAAUCGAAAGACAAGAGUGGUGGUAUUCUCUCUGGAAUUUUCAAAGGGUCCAAAUUGAAGAAGAGUAAAUCUAAAGGAUCGAAGGACACUUCCUUCGACAGCGGUGACGAAGAGGCUAAAAUAGUCUCACCAACAACUACGGAACAACAAGUUCCACAUACAGUUACUACAAUCGAGACGGUGACUGUGACACCUGCAGAGAGUAUUGCAGUACCUGAUGUAAAGGCAGCUACGAUGCAGUUCUUAGACGAAUCGAGGCGUGUUGCAUCCCAGAUGCAACCAUUGCCUGAAGUAGAUUCUAAGAAAAAAGAAGAUGCAAAAAUGGUAACCAAGGAACCAGAUGUAAUUGUGACCAGUGAUAGUAGCGAUCAAGAGAAAGAAAAAAGUGGUGGUUUCUUUGGAAUAUUCAAGAGUCCAAAGUCGAAGGAGAAGAAGCUGAAGAAGACCAAAGAAGCGUCCUUUGACAGUGGCGACGAAGAGCUAAGAAUUGCUACAGAGAAAUUCUUAGAUGACACCAAGAAAAUUGCUGACACUACUGUCACAUCCUCUGUAUCCAAAGAUGGCACACAAGAGUUGAUCACUUUCACCUCUCACGUGCAUUACGACGAAGAUACACCUAAGGAUAGGAUAAACGGGCAUUCCUAUGAUAUCUCGGAGAUUCAGAAAAAGUCUGAAGCGAGUAGAAGCACUCCUCACAGGGAGAUGAAUGGAAAAUCUGACGCGAAGAAAGGGAAAGAGACUCCUCAGAAGGAGAGAAGCUUGGAGAGAUCUACCGUCUCUCCAGAUAAGACAGAAGAUGAGAAGGAACAAGAAGAAGGUAAAGAUAAGAGUGGCGGGUUCUUCAGUAUGUUUAAAAGCCCGAAGCUGAAGAGCAAAAAGCGAAGCGCGUCGAGGGAGAAGAGUUCCUCCAAGGAAACCUCCUUCGACAGCGGAGACGAAGAGACGCGGCAAUUAACUGCUACUUUCUUGGAUGAUACUAAGAAAGUUGCGAGUACUAUGCACCACGAAGAGCCGAAACAAGGCGUCGAAAUUACUGUACAGCAGACAGACGUGAAAAUUCCUGAGGCAGAGUAUGCGGAGAAAGAUAAAGGAAGCGGAAUUCUCAGCAAAUUCAGAAGUCCCAAAUUGUCCAGAGAAUCGCGAAGCAGAUCUCGCGAAAAGCAGACGGUGCAAGAACCAGAGCCGAAGGUAGAUAGUACCUUGCGAGAAACAACUGCGAAAUUCUUGGAGGACGCGAAGAACCUCGCGAGUCUAACAGUAGAAGUACCAAGUAAGGUGGAGGAAUCGGCAAAAGGCGCAAAAGCUGAAGUGAAAGAAGAAACCGAAGCGGCGAAGCAGAAGGUUUCUUUAGGAAUGGAUGCAUUUGUAGAGAGCGUAGAGGAAACGAAGAGUAAAUUAUCAAAAGAGGGCAAGAAAGCGAAGGAAAAGAGCGGUGGUUUCCUCUCUGGUUUGUUCAAAGGUGCGAAACACGCAGCUGACGAAGUCUCCGAAGACAUUAAUGAGACGAUUGACGAGGCUAAGAAAGACGCUGCUCAAGAAAAAACACGCGUUCGUGAAGCAGUAGCAGAGAAACUGGAUGACAUCGAUGGAGUAAAGGAUAAAGCGGCUGAAGGCAUGAAAGAUGCAAAGAAUAAGACAGUGACUGUUAUAAAAGACACUAAAGAGACAGUGACUGUUAUAAAAGACACUAAGGAGACAGUGAGUACGAAAGUGUUCAAAGGUAUGAAGAAGGUAGCAGAUACUGGCAAGGCUGUUGGGGAUAAAGUAGCUGAUGAAGCGAAGCAAGCUAAAGAAGCUACAGAUGCUGCAGCUGGGAAAGUUGCAGAUGAAGCAAAAGCAGCGAAGGAAAAAGCAGCUGCUGAUAUGAAAGAUGCUAAAGACAAAGUCACAGUAGCUGUGAAAGAUACCAAGGAUCAGGUGAAAGACAAAGUAUCUGAGGGUGCGCAGAAGGUAGCCCAGUCCAGCAAAGAUGCUGCAGAUAAAGUGGCCGACGGAGUAAAAACUGCAGAAGCCAAAGUGGAAGCAGCAGCCAAAGGAGUAGCUGACGGUGCUAAAACAGCAAAGGACAAGGUAGUUAUUGAAGUUAAAGAGGACACUGAAGCUGUGAAACAGAAGGUGUCCUCCGGAGUAGACGCUGUUGUGGAUGGUGCAGCUGCAGCAAAGGAUAAGACUGCGAAGGAAGCUAAGAAAGCGAAAGAAAAAGCAGGCGGCUUCCUAUCAGGAUUAUUCAAGGGUGCGAAACACGCUGCAGACGAGGUUUCGGAGGAUAUGAAGGAGUUCGUGGACGAGGCAAAGAAGGAAGCUGCUGAAGAGGAAGCUCGUGCUCGAGAAGUAGCAGCACAGAAAUUAAAAGAGGUUGAUAUAGCGAAAGACAAAGCAGCUGUUGAGGUUAAGGAUGUAGUGGGCAAAGCUGCAGGAGCUGUGAAGGAAACCAAGGACAAAAUUAGCGACAAGGUUUCUGAUGGUGUCCAGAAAGUGUCUGAUGCAAGUAAAGAUACAGCUAAGAAAGUAAUAGUUGAAGUGAAACAGAUUGGUGAGAGAGUGGAUGAAACAGCAAAGGAUGUAGCUGAGGGUGCGAAAACAGCGAAAGAUAAAACAGUUGAAGAUGCGAAAAGUAUUAAAGAGAAGGUUAGCGAAAAAGUGACAGACGCAACGCAGAAGGUAUCAGACACUGGCAAAGCAGUCGGUGAUAAAAUGGUGGAAGGAGUUAAAAAGGCAGAAGAAAAGGUAGAAGCAACAGCCCAUGGAGUAGCUGACGGUGCUAAGGCAGCGAAAGAUAAGGCAACCAAAGAAGUUAAGGAAGAUGUUGAAAUUGUGAAGCAGAAAGUUUCUUUAGGAGUAGAUUCUGUGGUAGACGGUGCAGCAGCAGUGAAAGAUAAGGCUGCAAAGGAAGCUAAGAAAGCUAAGGAAAAGAGUGGCGGUUUCCUUUCGGGCUGGUUCAAAGGUGCGAAACAGUCAGCAGACGAUGCGACAGAAGAAGUUGAGGACUUCCUGGAGGAAACCAGAAAGGAGGCAGCUGAAGAAGAAGCACGAGCACGUGCGGCAGCUGCAGAAAAACUGAAGGAUGCUGAAGCAGCUAAAGACAAAGUAGUUACUGAUGUGAAGGAUGCAAAGGAUAAGGUCGCCUUCACUGUUAAGGAUGCCAAGGAUAAAGUCAGUGGAAAGGUUGCUGCCACAGCAGAAAAGGUUUCAGAUACUGGAAAGGCUGCAGCUGAAAAAGUAGCAGAUGGUGUGAAACAAGUGGAAGAUAAAACAGCUAAGGCUGCCCAUGAAGUAGCAGACGCUGCUAAAGCUGCCAAGGACAAAGCAGCUGAGGAUACGAAAAAAGCCAGCGAUAAAGUUAUCACUGCUGCAAAAGACACAAAGGACAAAGUCAGCGAGAAAGUCACAGAGGGCGCACUAAAGGUAUCAGCUGCUGGUGCAGCAGUUGGAGGCGCAAUUAUAGGUGGAAUUAAAAAAGCCGAAAGUAAAACAGAAGCAGCAGCUCAUGACAUAGCUGAAGGUACAAAAGCAGCAAAAGAUAAGGUAGCUAAAGAGAUCAAAGAAGAUGCUGAUGUUGUGAAGCAAAAGGCUUCGUCAGGAGUGGAUGCAGUAGCAGAUGGAGUAGCUGCAGCGAAAGACAAAGCGGCGAAAGAAGCUAAAAAGGCUAAGGAGAAGACUGGUGGCUUCCUUUCCGGAUUGUUCAAGGGUGCAAAGCACGCAGCUGACGAAACUUCAGAAGAAGUUAGGGAAUUCGUCGAUGACACGAAGAAACAAGCGGCAGAAGACGAAGCCAAAGCACGUGCCGCUGUUGACGAGAAGUUGAAGAGCGCUGAGGCAGCUAAAGACAAAGCUGUUGCUGAUAUAAAAGAUGCGAAAGAUAAGAUUGCAUCUACCGCGAAAGAUGUUAAGGACAAGACCACUGGAAAGGUUUCUGCGGCUGCACAGAAGGUAUCAGAUACUGGAAAAACUGCAGCUGAUAAAGUAGCAGACGGAGUAACACAGGUUGGUGAAAAAAUAGACGAAACAGUUACAGGAAUAGCAGAUGGAGCAAAAGCUGCUAAGGACAAGGCAGCUAAAGAUGCUAAAGAAGCCAAGGACAAAAUUGCUACAACCGCGAAAGACACCACAGAGAAAGUCAGCGAAAAAGUGGCAGAUGGUGCACAAAAAGUGACAGAUGCUGGAAAGGCAGUUGGAGUUAAAAUAGUAGACGGAGUUACAAAGACCGAAGAGAAGAUAGAAACAACAGCUCAUGGAAUAGCUGAUGGCGCUAAAGCAGCUAAAGACAAAGCGGCAAAAGAACUAAAACAAGACACUGACGCUGUAAAACAAAAAGUUACAUCUGGCGUAGACACUGUAGUAGAUGGAGCAGCCGCAGCGAAAGACAAAGCAGCAAAAGAGGCUAAGAAAGCCAAAGAAAAGACCGGUGGUUUCCUUUCGGGUCUCUUCAAAGGUGCCAAGCACGCAGCUGACGACGUAUCAGACGAAGUUAAAGAAUUCCUAGAUGAAACUAAGAAAGAGGCUGCUGAAGAAGAAGCUAGAGCACGUGCGGCAGCUGCAGAGAAGUUGAAGGAUGCUGAAGCAGCUAAAAACAAAGCAGUCGCUGAUGUGAAAGAUGCGAAAGAUAAAAUUUCCUCCACUGUUAAGGAUGCCAAGGAUAAAGCAGUAGAGAAGGUUGCUACUGCUGCCGAGAAGGUUUCAGACACUAGGAAGGCUGCAGCCGACAAAGUAGCAGAUGGUGUGCAACAAUUAGAAGAUAAAACAGCUAAGGCAGCUCAUGAAGUAGCAGAUGCUGCAAAAGUUACGAAAGGCAAAGUAGCCGAAGAUGCACAGAUGGCCAGUGAAAAAGUUGCUACUGCUGCGAAGGAUGUAAAAGACAAAAUGGCUGCGGAUGUAAAGAUGGCAACUGAUAAAGUUGCUACUGCUGCGAAAGAUACGAAGGACAAAGUUGGUGAGAAAGUGGCAGAAGGAGCACAGAAGGUUUCAGAUACUGGUACAGCAGUUAGUUAUAAAGUAGUUGACGAAGUCCACAAAGUUGAGGAUAAAGCUGCGGCAACUGCUCAUGGAAUUGCAGAAGGUGCUAAAAUGACUAAGGACAAGGUUGCAAAAGAACUUAAGGAAGAUGCUGAUGUUGUAAAGCAGAAAGUUUCAUCUGGCGUGGAUGCAAUAGCAGGUGGGACAGCAGCAACAAAAGAUAAAGUUGCGAAAGAAGCUAAAAAGGCAAAAGAAAAGGCCGGUGGCUUCCUUUCAGGACUAUUCAAGGGUGCUAAGCAUACAGCAGAUGAUGCUUCAGACGAAGUUAGAGACUUUCUGGAUGAAGCUAGAAAGGAGUCAAAUGAAGAGAAAAGUAGACUGCGCACAGCUGCUGCAGAGAAACUGGAAGGCGUGGAAACAGCAACAGACAAAGCACUUGUUGAUGUAAAGGAUGCGAAAGAUAAAGUAGUAUCUACAGUAAAGGAUGCCAAGGAUAAAACCGCUGAGAAGGUUUCUGCGGCUGCGCAGAAGGUAUCAGAUACCGGAAAAGCUGCAGCUGAAAUAGUAGCAGGCGGUGUAAAACAUGCUGAGAGUAAAGUAGAAAAAGCAGCUCAUGAAGUUGCCGAUGCUACUAAAACUGCUAAAGGUAAAGCCGUCAAGGAUGUAAAGGAGGUCGGUGACAAAGUUGCUACUGCUGCGAAGGAUACAAAGGACGAAGUCGAGGAAAAAGUGGCAGAAGGAGCGCAAAAGGUAUCAGAUACUGGUAAAGCAGUUGGGGAUAAGAUACUUGAUGGAGCAAAGAAAGUCGAGGAUAAGGCUGCAUCCGCUGCUCAUGAAGUAGCAGACGGAACAAAAAUGGCGAAGGAUAAGAUAGCAAAGGAGAUCAAAGAAGAUGCCAACGCUGUAAAACAAAAGGUUUCAUCUGGCGUGGAUGCAGUAGCAGAUGGAGCAGCAGCAACGAAAGAUAAAGCUGCGAAAGAAGCUAAAAAAGCCAAAGAGAAGGCCGGUGGCUUUCUUUCAGGACUAUUCAAAGGCGCUAAACACGCAGCUGACGAUGUUUCAGGAGAAGUAAAAGAAUUUCUAGAUGAUACAAAGAAGGAGGCAGCUGAGGAAGAAGCUCGUGCUCGUGCAGCAGCUGCGGAGAAGUUGAAAGAUGCUGAAGCAGCUAAAGACAAAGCAGUUGCUGAUGCGAAGGAUGCGAAGGAUAAGAUUUUCUCCACUGUUAAGGAUGCUAAGGAGAAAGUCAGUGAAAAGGUUGCUACCACUACCGAGAAGCUUUCGGACACUGGAAAGGCUGCAGCUGAAAAAGUAGCAGACACUGCAAAACAAAUUGGUGAUAAAGCGGAUAAAACAGCUCAGGAAAUAGCAGACGCUGCUAAAGCUACUAAAGACAAAGCUGCUGAAGAUGCAAAAGAAAUUAAAGAUAAAGUGACAACUAGCGUCACGGACGCUAAAGAUAAGGUGAGCGAAAAAGUGGUCGAAGGCGCCCAAAAAGUAUCAGACACUGGCAAAGCAGUUGGUGACAAAAUGUUGGAUGGAGUAAAGAAAGCUGAAGACAAGGUAGAUUCAGCAGCUCACGCAGUAGUUGACAGCACUAAGGCAGCAAAGGACAAAGCAGUCAAGGAGAUCAAAGACGACGCAGAUGCUGUAAAGCAGAAAGUUUCUUCAGGUGUAGAUUCAGCUGUAGAAGGUGCGGCAACAGUGAAAGAUAAAGCAGCUAAGGAAGCUAAGAAAACGAAAGAAAAAGCAGGUGGUUUCCUUUCUGGUUUAUUCAAAGGAGUGAAACAUGCUGCUGAUGACGUGUCUGAAGAAGUCAAGGAAUUCGUUGAUGACACAAAGAAGGAAGCAGCUGAGGAAGAAGCUCGAGCCCGUGCUGCAGCUGCAGAGAAGUUGAAGGACGUUGAUGCAGCCAAAGACAAAGCUGUUGCUGAUGUAAAAGAUGCGAAGGAUAAAGUUACAUCUACAAUGAAGGAUGUUAAAGACAAAGCUAGUGAAAAGGUCUCUACUGCUGCACAGAAGGUGUCAGAUACUGGAAGAGCUGCAGCUGAAAAGGUUGCAGAUGGAGUGAAACAACUUGAAGACAAAACAGCUAAGGCAGCUCAUGAAGUAGAAGACGCUGCUAAAGCUGCAAAAGACAAAGCUGCGGUAGAUGCCAGCAAAGUUAAGGACAAGGUCGCCACUGCUGUAAAAGACACAAAGGACAAGGUCAGUGAGAAAGUCUCGGCAAGUGCACAAAAAGUAUCAGAUACUGGUGAGACGAUUGGAGGUACGCUAGUAGACGGAAUCAAAAGAGCUGAAGAAAAGGUAGAGACAACAGCUCACGGAAUUGCUGAAGGUGCUAAAGCUGCAAAGGAUAAGGCUGCAGAGGAAAUCAAGCAAGACGCUGAUGCUUUCAAACAGAAAGUUUCGUCUGGCGUCGAUGCAGUAGUAGACGGAGCAACGACAACCAAGGAUAAAGCAUCAAAAGAAGCCAAGAAUGCCAAAGAGAAAACUGGAGGUUUCCUUUCUGGCUUAUUCAAGGGUGCGAAGCAUGCUGCGGACGAUGUGACAGGUGAUGUCAGAGAAUUUCUUGAUGAAACUAGGAAAGAGGCGGCUGACGAACAAUCGAGAUUGCGUGCAGCAGCUGCAGAGAAAUUGAAGGAUGCUGAAACAGCUAAAGACAAAGCAGUUGCUGAUGUAAAAGAUGUCGAGGAUAAAGCCGCGUCUGCAGUGAAAGAUGCCAAAGACAAAGCCAGUGAAAAGGUGUCCGCCACUGCUCAAAAGGUAGCAGAUACAGCAGGUGCUGCUAAGGAUAAGGUAGUGGAAGAUGUAAAGGAUGUUAAGGACAAGAUCGCUACUUCUGCAAAAGACGCAAAAGACAAAGUAGCUGACAAGGUGAUUGAAGGUGCAGAAAAGGUGUCAGAUACUGGUAAAGCAGUUGGCGGUGCUGUCCAAGAUGGCAUCAAAAAGAGCAAGGAUCAAACUGAAACCAUGCUUCAGGAUGCAGCUACUGGCAUCAAGACUACAAAGGAGAAAGCAGCGAAAGAAAUUAAGGAAGAUGUCGAAGCUGUAAAAGGUACGGUGUCGUCUGGGGUAGAUUCAAUGGCGGAAAGUGCAACCUCUGCCAAAGAUAAAGCAGCAGCAGAGGCUAAAAAAGCAAAAGAAAAGGGAGGUGGUUUCCUGUCAGGAUUAUUCAAAAGUGCAAAGCAUGCAGCAGAUGAAAUCACAGAGGAUGUAAAAGACUUCGUAGAUGAAACGAAGAAAGAAGCAACCGAAGAAGAAGCGCGAGCUCGUACAGCUGUGACAGAAAAGGUGAAGGAUCUUGAUAGUGCGAAAGAUAAAGCAGCAGCUGAUAUGAAGGACGUGAAAGACAAAGUUGUUACCACUGUUAAGGAUACCAAGGAUAAGGCGAGCGAAAAAGUAUCUGAGGGUGUUCAUAAAGUAUCAGAUAGUACAAAAGGUGCAGUUGAGAAGGUCUCUGAUGGCGUUAGGCAAAUUGAAGAAAAAGUUGACGAAAAAGCGCAAAAGGUAGCUGAUGGUGCAGAGACCUUGAAAGAUAAAGCUGUAGAAGACGCCAGUAAAGUGAAGGAUAAGGUCACAACUGCAACAAAAGACACAAAGGACAAAGUUAGUGAAAAAGUGACAGUGGGCGCACAAAAGAUAUCAGCCGCUGGUGCAGCAGUUGGAGGCGCAAUAUUGGGUGGAAUUAAAAAAGUCGAAAGUAAAACAGAAGCAGCAGCUCAUGACAUAGCUGAAGGCACAAAGGCAACAAAAGAUAAGGUAGCUAAGGAGAUUAAAGAGGAUGCUGACGUUGUAAAGCAGAAGGUAUCAUCAGGAGCGGACGCAGUAGUGGAUAAAGCAGCUGCAGCAAAGGAAAAGGCAGCGAAAGAAGCUAAGAAAGCCAAAGACAAGGCCGGUGGUUUUCUUUCUGGAUUGUUUAAAGGUGCAAAGCACGCGACCGACGAUGUUUCAGGCGACGUUAAGGAAUUCCUUGAUGAAACUAGAAAAGAAGCAGCUGAAGAGGAAGCUCGUGCUCGUGCUGCAGCUGCUGAGAAACUGAAGGAUGCCGAAGCAGCUAAAGACAAAGCAGUUGAUGAUGUGAAAGAUGCGAAGGACAAAGUUGCAUCAACUGUAAAGGAUGCCAAGGAUAAAGCCAGUGAAAAGGUUUCUACUGCUGCACAGAAGGUGUCAGAUACUGGAAAAGCUGCCGCUGAAAAGAUAACAGAUGGUGUGAAACAAGUUGAGGACAAAACAGCUAAGGCAGCUCACGAAGUAGCUGAUGCUGCUAAAGCUGCUAAGGACAAAGUAGCUGAGGAUGCAAAGGUAGCUGGUGAUACACUUGCCACUGCUGCAAAGGAUGCAAAGGACAAAGUAGCUGAGGAUGCAAAAACAGCUGCUAAUAAACUUGCCACUGCUGCAAAGGAUGCGAAAGACAAGGUAGCUGAAGAUGUGAAGGGUGUCAGUGAUAAAUUUGCUACUGCUGCAAAGGAUACAACGGACAAGGUAGCUGAGGAUGCAAAGACAGCCAGUGAUAAAGUCGCUACUGCUGCGCAAGCAGCAAAGGAUAAGGUAGCUGAGGACGCAAAGAUAGCUAGUGAUAAACUUGCCACUGCUGCAAAGGAUGCAAAGGACAGAGUAGCUGAGGAUGCAAAGGCAGCUAGCGACACAGUUUCCAUCGCUGCGAAAGAUGCCAAGGACAAAGUUAGCGAGAAAGUAACAAAAGGAGCACAGAAAGUAUCAGAUGCUGGUAAGACAGUUGGUGAGAAAAUAGUCGAAGAAGUCCACAAAGUUGAAGAUAAAGCUGCAGCAACUGCUCAUGGUAUAGCGGAUGGUGUUAGAGCGACGAAGGACAAGGUUGCAAAGGAACUUAAGGAAGAUGCUGACGUUGUAAAGCAGAAAGUUUCAUCUGGUGUGGAUGCAGUAGCAGAUGGAGCAGCAUCAGCAAAGGACAAAACAGCCAAGGAAGCUAAGAAAGCUAAAGAUAAGGCUGGAGGUUUCUUCUCUGGAUUGUUCAAGGGUGCAAAGCACGCAGCUGACGAUGUUUCAGACGAAGUUAAGGAAUUCCUUGAUGAAACCAGAAAAGAAGCAGCUGAAGAGGAAGCUCGUGCUCGUGCUGCAGCUGCAGAGAAACUGAAGGACGCUGAAGCAGCGAAAGACAAAGCAGUUGCUGAUGUAAAAGAUACGAAGGACAAAGUUGCAUCAUCUGUAAAGGAUGCCAAGGAUAAAGCCAGUGAAAAGGUAUCUACUGCUGCCCAGAAGGUUUCAGAUACAGGAAAAGCUGCAGCUGACAAAGUUGCUACUGCUGCCCACAACGUCUCAGAUACUGGAAAAGCUGCAGUUGACAAAGUAGCUGAUGGUGUGCAACAAGUUGAAGACAAAACAGCCAAGGCAGCUCAUGAAGUAGCAGAUGCUGCGAAAGUUACAAAAGACAAAGUAGCUGAUGAUGCUAAAAUGGCCGCCGAUAAAGUUGCUGCUGCUGCAAAGGACACAAAGGACAAGGUCAGCGAGAAAGUAGCAGGAGGAGCACAGAAGGUAUCAGACGCUGGUAAGGCAACUGGGGAAAAAAUACAUGAUGGUGUACAGAAAGUCGAAGAUAAAGCGAAAACAGCCGCUCACGACAUAACAGACAGCGCUAAAAUGACCAAAGACAAGGUAGCAAAGGAGAUUAAGGAAGAUACUGAUGCUGUAAAACAGAAAGUUUCAUCUGGUGUAGAUAUCGUGGUAGAUAGUGCAGCUGCAGCAAAGGAUAAGGCUGCGAAGGAAGCUAAGAAGGCCAAAGAAAAAACUGGUGGCUUCCUUUCAGGACUGUUCAAGGGUGCUAAACAUGCAGCUGAUGAAGUAUCAGGAGAAUUCAGUGAAUUCCUAGACGAGACGAAGAAAGAAGCAGCUGAGGAAGAAGCCCGUGCUCGCGAAGCCGUGUCGGAAAAGAUGAAAGACCUCGACGCAGCUAAAGAUAAAGCUGCAGCUGACAUGAAGGAUACGAAAGAUAAAGUUGCUAUUACUGCUAAGGAUACCAAGGACAAAAUCAGCGAAAAAUUAUCCGAUGGCACUUAUAAAAUCGUAGAUACUGGAAGGGCCGCAGUUGAGAAAGUCGCAGACACUGCAAAGAAAGUUGGAGAUAAGGCAGAUAAGACAGCUCAGGAAGUAGCAGAUGCUGCUAAAUCAGCAAAGGACAAGGCAGCUGAGGAUGCUAAGGAAGUUAAAGACAAAGUUGCAUCUACUGUAAAGGACACUAAGGACAAAGUCAGUGAGAAGGUUCAUGAAAGUGCACAGAAAGUAUCAGACACUGGCAAAGCAGUCGGUGACAAGAUGUUUGAUGGAGCUGAAAAGGCGGAACUCCAGGUUGAAAUGACAGCUCACAAAAUAGUAACCGGCACUAAAACAGCAAAAGAUAAGGUAGCUAAAGAAAUCAAAGACGAUGCUGAGACUGCAAAACAGAAAGUAGCCGCAGGAGUGGAUUCAGUCGCAGAAGGGGCAGCAACCAUGAAAGACAAAGCAGCGAAAGAGGCUAAGAAAGCUAAAGAGAAAGGCGGUGGCUUUCUGUCAGGCCUAUUCAAGGGCGCGAAGCAUGCAGCAGAUGAAGUUUCCGAAGACAUGAAGGAGUUUGUCGAUGAAACGAAGAAGGAAGCUGCUGAAGAAGAAGCUCGUGCCCGCGAAGCAAUGACUGGACACCUUAUGGAUCUUGACACUGCUAAGGAUAAAACUGUUAGCGAUAUCAAAUCCACCAAAGACAAAGUUGUAACUGGAGUAAAGGAUACCACAGAGAAAGUCACUGAAAAGGUAUCAGACACCUUGCAGAAGACAUCAGAUGCUGGCAAAUCCUUUGGCGAAAGAAUUGCUCGUGAAACAAAACGCGUUGAAAUAAAAACAGAAACUACUGUUCGAGACAUAGCUGGUGGAGUUAAGGACACAAAAGAUAAGGUUGUUGCUGAUACCAAGGCUGCUGCGAAGGAUACCAAGGAGAAGGUCACAGAGAAGGUAGUCAAAGGAUCGCAGAUGAUUACAGACGCCGGUAGAGCUAUCAGUGACAAAGUCAUCGAUGGUGCAAAAGGUGUAGAAUCAACUGCUACAGAAAUAAAAAAGGAUAUUUCAUCCGAAGUGGACAUAGUCGCAGAGGGCGCUAAGACGACAAAAGACAAGGCUGCAAAGGAAGCGAAGAAAGCGAAGGAAAAGGGCGGUGGUUUUCUCUCCGGCCUAAUCAAAACCGUGAAACAUGCAGCAGACGAAGUUUCAGGAGAUGUUAACGAAUUCCUCGACGAAACCAAGAAAGAAGCUGCCGAAGAGGAAGCCCGAGCUCGCGAGAAAGCAGCGGAAAAGAUGAAGGACGUUGAAAAGGCUGCCGAGAAGGUUUCUACAGACGCGAAAACAACUAAGGACAAGGUUGCAGUUGGUGUGAAAGACGCAAAGGACACUGUCAGCAAAAAGGUGUCAGACGUUAAGCAAUCUGUCGGUGGUACCGUUCAAGGAGUAUCUGAUAGUGUGAAAGCUACGAAACAGAAAGCUGUUUCAGUUGCCAAAGAUGGCAGCGAAAAAGUAGCCACAGGUGUAUCAGACGCUGCGAGAUCUGUUGCUGUAGAAAGUAGCAAUAUCAAGAGUAGUAUGAUGGAUUUCCUGGAAGAAAUGAAAAGGGAUGUUGCAUCGGACAAGUCAGGUUUCCAAGGGAAACCUGACGAUGUUCACAUAUACGAGAACGUAAAUGUAUUCAGCAAAGGAUCGAUACCCGAAUCGACCAGUUCAAGAAUCGAAAAAGGAUCGAGAUCAAAGAUCGAUACUUCUCCAACUUUCGUUACAAACGACCCACUUUCUGACCUCAGUUUCGAGAUACAGAGUAGAUUGACCGAGACGAGUAGAAAGGAGGUCGACCAUCCUGAAUCGAAAUCGACGAAGAUAUCUCGCAUUCCACAGAAAGUUAGUUCCUCGAAAGACGCAAGGAUUAGCCCGAGUAGCUCAACGGAUAGUACAGUUAGGGUAGUUAACGUAAUUAGCGAAGUAGAGCACCUCGAGCCUCACACACGACAGACCGUCACCACAGUCGUAAGAAAGUCUGUGCGGACGGCAGCGACCCCACCACCCAGUCCCGCCGAGUUCAUUGACAGUAGAAUCGAAGAUGUCACUGAAGAGGCCGCAAGACGAGCACAGACUUUAGCCGAUCAAGCGUAUUCGAUGUCGAAAUCAGGGCAUGAUUCGGCUGAGAUUGAUGGGACUGUAGAGAGGCAUGCUACUUCUGCUCCAACAAAGCAAUCUGUUCCCGCCCCGCGACACUCCACCAGGUCGUCCAUCAAAACAGACUUUCAUCUAGACCUCGGCGACACCUCGUGCACGCCGUACAGUCCGAAGCAUAAGAAGGAGGAACAAUCGCCGGAAAAGAGCAGCCCUAAAAGUAAGAUACCGGUGAAAAUAAAGAAAUCCAUGGAUAACGAAAAGACGGCUAGUAAAACGAUCACCGGAACCGAUGUACAUAAGACGACAAAGCUAGACAACGAGGAUGAUGAAAGGAAUGAUGUUAUAAAACAGCCUUCGCCAGAGAAACAGGUCCAGAAACCGGAAGAUUCUGUAAAGACUGAGCUGUCCAGCGAAACGUUCACCACAAUGACGACUAGGACAACCGCGUCUGCUCUAGAUUCCGAAACCCUUCAGAAAAUAUCUGGAACCAUAGAAAAGAUCGAAACCGUGACCGUAACUUCAAAUGAAGAUCCAGUAAUGGAUUUAACGAGACCCGAUGAAUUGAUAACGAGAGAAAGUAAGAUAUUAAUGAAAACUUUAGCGGAUAAUGUCGUGUCGACGGAAACCAUAGUGAAAACGGUCACGACUACUUUGUGCACCACCAUGGAGACUGGCGGUACCGAUCAGAUGGAACGGAUCGUGCGGACUGUGACUACCAGCGGUGACUUCGGGGAUAUUCCUAUACCUACUCUGAAUCAACUGCAUGAACGCGACAUGUUGCCUCUGGGUAUCGAACAUAUGUCGACAAAGAUAACGAAAAGUAUCAGCAGCGAGGCGUCCGAGCCAUGGGCGCACUCGUAUCUGAACGAUGAGAAGGUUGAGCAAUGGGAGAGCCAGCUCUCCCAAGACACGUCGCCCGGUUCCGGUAACGGUGACAUUUACGCAAAGAACGGUAGCUCACGGAACGAUUUAAACAGCGACACUGACAGUGACGGUUCGCCACGACCGAGAAGAAGAUCUCCGAGCAAGAGGCGUACGUUGGGCAGUUCCAGCGGGUCUGAUGUAGCGCUGCACGAAGGUGCGGAGCUGUCCCCGUUGGAGGACGACCAAGGUACCUCACUCACAGCUAACCUUCUAAAAUCUGACUUUUUGCAACAUAGCGAGCCAUCCUACAUGGAAACGACAACGACGGAAAUGGACCCUGAAACUCAGGAAAGAAUAACAAGAACCGUACAUGUAAUUACAACGACCAGCGAUACGGGCAGCGGUACAGACGAAUUGCGAGAUUCCAUGCAGAAAAUCGUCGAUCGAUUCAUGAUGGAGGAAAGGCGAGAUCAGUGAAGCAUCCUAGGUCACAUCGGGCGAUUAUAACAUCAGAAAAACAGGAUCUUUUUGUCAGCCAAUGAUCGUGCAUCGAUACGAAAACGAAAAAGCGUUCAAAGAAAUCCUCUAUUUCGCUGUCUGUCUAGUUUGACGCAUCCUCGAGCGUCAAACGAGACAAUUUCCAAAAAAGAAGCAAGCUCGAAGAAAAGAUAUCUCUAUGUCUCUACCUUAAACAGUAAUCUUUUUUUUCUUCGAUGCUUAAGAAAAAGUAUGCACGACGAUUAAAAAAAAAACUUGUCACACUCAUGGCCUACGCUUCGAAUUUGCUUGCUUUUCGGUUGCAUUAAGUUGCCUUACAAAUAUUUACGUUUAAUCUUGCGAUUAAAUGAACGUAUGUCGUCGCUAGUCCGGCUAGCUGAUCCGCUAGUCCUCACUACGCCAACCCGUCCAUGUGCAACGCCUUUCUCGUGUUGUUCAAAGCGAAAAUGAGAAGAAAUAAAAAAGAAACAAAAAAUGAAAUCGAGAAGAGAAGAAAUUAAACGAAGCAGCAAGCGCUUUUACAUGAACAAUGGUGGACGAAGAAGAAUAAAGAAUAACGAGUAUUCGUCUCGGAUCCAGUUUCGACCAACACUAUGGCGAUAUAUACAUACAUAUAUAUAUAUAUAUUAUAAUAUAUUUGUAAAACGCGAGACACGAUCGAAAUGAAAGCAGAUUUUAACGAUGACUUCGCGAAACUCGCCGCUCGUCAAGUUCGUUUCUUAGCUUUAGGGGAUGAUUGUAAUAUCUAUCCUGCGCAAUGCAUCGCUUGAUAAUAGGUCAGCUACACUUCAAUCACCUUUUCGACGAUGAACUGCACACGUACACGCAUACACAGAUUCUAAAAAGAAAGAAAGAACAAAAAAAGAAAACGGAAAAUAGAAUUCUCGUUGCUGUACGAAGAAAUUUAAAGAGAGACUGAGAGGCGCGCUCUUGAUUCGCCUAGCAACGAGGAAUCGAUGUUUUUAUGAAUCGCAAUACAAUGUAAAUUUAACUUAUUUAAAAAAGAAUAUUUCCUAACAAUUUUUAAUUGUAUAUAUGAUAAUUUCUUAGCGUAACUUAUAUAAAUGUACUAUUAUACGAUUGUAAUAAUUGCAAGAUUAUAGCCGUGAAUAUUUUAUUUAUAUAGCGAGAAUCAUUGGACAAAAUGUUACACGCAUAAAUCUUAUGAUCAGUGGGAGGUGAAAUGUUAAAAGAGCAAAAUUAUUAUAGUUAUUUUAAAGAGAGAGGAAAAGAAAAAAGAAAAGGCAUAAUCGCUAUAGAAAAAAUGUGUUAUUUAAACUUCUACGACUCCGAAACACGUAUCGAUAAUUUAAAACAACGUUAGCUUUCAAUGUAUAACACAGUUUUCAAAAGCACAGAAAGGAAUCGUAUAGUAUGUAUUUAAAAAAAAAUGAACAAAAAUAUAUAUAUAUAUACAUAUAUAAAUAUACAUACUUUAAAUAAGGUACUCUAUUAAUGUAUAAUAAUAUUGAAAAAGAUAUAAUUAUGCAUCUGAAGUUUAUAAAUUAUUAUCUAUAAUGACUGUUAUUCUAUGUUUAAUAGACUUGCCUAGAGCCUAUCUGACCUAAGGACCAAAGGCACAAUCACACACGCAUCAAAAAUAAACUAUUAUGCUCCCAUGUA